AUGGACAGGUUCUACGACAUGUCAGCAGCUAGUCGUGCCCUCGAAAAUACCGUCCAACAAAGACAAGCCCACAAUGAUAGAAUCUUCAUGCACGACAUUGUGACAAAUGACCUCCAGGACGCACUAGAUAUUCAUGUGAAUGAGCUUGACAGACCCCAAGAAUGGUGUCUGUUCCACAACGAUGAUGAUGCUGAAUGUGAAUUCGUUAUGCAAGGCAUAGUUUGCUUGACGGAUUUGCUGCCAUUCAAGAAAAGAGUCAAGCAAGUAUAUGAUUUAUCGUACAUUCGUAUAUCUCACACCAUUCAUAGAGAACAUCAAGCGCCGUAUUUGAGACAAUCGGAUGCAGUCACAGGCUUUGGCACCAAUACUUUCAAGCAGUCGAUCAAAGCCAUGGCAUGUAUUGUCGCAAUGUUCUCACAGGAUAUUGGUUAUGCCCGUCUGAAUAACGUCAAGUUCACAUCUACCUAUCAGUCUUAUCCUACGAUCCAUCUGUCGAACCGAUAUUUUUCUAGGCGCGACCAAGUUUUACAAAGAGACGAGAUAGAAUUUGACCAAAACAUCGAUCCAUUUGGACUAUUAAGCAAGAUGGGAGGACAGAAAUACUGCCACGCUAAAGAAAAUGCGGUGUAUUAUUACGAAAAUACGAGUGAUUCGGAUGGCUCCUUAAAAUAUGUCGACAUCAAACCAAGUAAGAUUCAGGUCGGCGAUAUUGUUGAGGUCACGUUUGGAUUCGUCGCAUUCCCAUUGUCCAAAGGGAGAGUAAAAAUUACAGCCAUGUUACGAUCUAUUACACUACUGGAUGGUACUUUUACUGAAGAAAGCGCAGCAGGUAGAGUGUUAGCAAAUAUUAUGCCUCGCCUAUCUGUGAAGCAUGGGAGAAAAUACUUACAGGAAAUCGAACUUGCUGAGGACAGGAAUGAAGAAAUUAUGGAUGGUUCGAAUGAUUCUUUGGACCAGAUGACUGUAGAAGCAAAUUCCAGUCGAGAUGGAGAUCAGUAA
This is a messenger RNA of Desarmillaria tabescens, 999 nucleotides long. RefSeq lists its product as uncharacterized. NCBI's taxonomy places the organism in Eukaryota, Fungi, Basidiomycota, Agaricomycetes, Agaricales, Physalacriaceae. The transcript has 5 exons. Bases 1 to 999 code for a protein of 332 amino acids. The record is from RefSeq and is a predicted model, not a curated record.